Aspergillus pseudonomiae is the source of this 2116-nucleotide messenger RNA. Its product is annotated as ESCRT-0 subunit protein HSE1. Gene Ontology annotation, cellular component: ESCRT-0 complex. The transcript is spliced from 7 exons. NCBI's taxonomy places the organism in Eukaryota, Fungi, Ascomycota, Eurotiomycetes, Eurotiales, Aspergillaceae. The record is from RefSeq and is a predicted model, not a curated record. Gene Ontology annotation, biological process: protein transport to vacuole involved in ubiquitin-dependent protein catabolic process via the multivesicular body sorting pathway. Gene Ontology annotation, molecular function: phosphatidylinositol binding; ubiquitin binding. Bases 471 to 1517 code for a protein of 348 amino acids.
AUUUGGGCGUAGCGCGCGGCCAGUCAGCGUCAGAGGCGCAGCUCUCCGCCUGCGCGAUCACCUGUUUAGUACCACUACUGGGACCGUAAGGCAGUAUCAGUUGCAGCCUUCCACUGAAUGCCCGAGAUCUUCACGUUCCUUCGUUAUUCCUGAGAUCCCUUCCAAGUCUUAGCGGGAGUCUGUUUCCCCUUUUCAUCUUCACGAAGCCAAUAGACACUGCUCAACAACCAGCCGACCUCAGCCUUACGUCUCGAUACCGUCAAUCGGUUCCCCGCAUCGGGCGUUGAUCAGGGACCUGGAGGCCAUCAGGAGGUUCAGUGGCUAACAUCUAGCCGAGUCAAUACCUGCAGGCGAUCAAAUUACUACACCGACCACAAGUCUCGUAUUCUCUUAAACGAAAGAUCAUACUACCUACCACCGUCAAUCCAGACAUUACGCCGUCAGUUAGGUUAGCUUGAGGAAGAACAAUCAUGUUCCGCGCACAGCAGAACGCCUUCGAUGACGCAGUCGCCAAGGCGACCGACGAGAAUUUGACAUCGGAGAACUGGGAAUAUAUUCUUGAUGUGUGCGACAAAGUUGCGGCGGAGGAGUCAGGCGCGAAAGAUGCUGUUGCCGCUCUGAUCAAGAGGCUUGCGCAUAGAAACGCCAAUGUGCAACUGUAUACUUUGGAGUUGGGCAAUGCUUUGGCACAGAACUGCGGCCCGAAGAUACACCGCGAACUGGCUUCGCGAAGCUUCACGGAUUCCCUACUCCGCCUUGCUAGUGACAGAAACACCCACCAGCAGGUCAAGGCAAAGAUUCUAGAGCGUAUGCAAGAGUGGACAGAGAUGUUUUCUAGUAACCCAGACUUCGGCAUCAUGGAGCAAGCAUACAUGAAGCUAAAGACACAAAACCCGAACCUGCAGCCCCCUUCAAAGCCUGUGAAGACAGAGAUAACCGAAGCAGAUCGUCAGAAAGAAGAGGAGGAGUUGCAGAUGGCGCUGGCCCUCUCCAUCAGAGAAAAGAAUCCCGUGGCCUCUGAGCCACAGCCGGAGUCGAGUACUUCUAACGCUGCCCCUACCAGCCAGGCACAAGCCCCAACAUAUCAGGCGGUUCCUUCUGGUACUUCCGCUGCCACUGUCUCGCGAGUUAGGGCUCUCUAUGACUUCCAGCCUUCAGAAUCCGGCGAACUACAAUUCCGCAGAGGCGAUGUCAUUGCAGUACUUGAGUCCGUGUAUAAGGAUUGGUGGAAGGGCUCUCUAAGAGGGCAAACAGGCAUUUUCCCCCUCAAUUAUGUUGAAAAGCUUCCAGACCCUACAGUUGAAGAGUUACAGCGGGAAGCUCAGAUGGAAGGCGAGGUGUUCGGCCAGAUCAAGAACGUUGAGAAGUUGUUGACACUCCUCAGCACACGUAGUACCGAACCAAACGUUCAGGAUAAUGAAGAAAUCACAGCUCUGUAUCACUCUACUUUGGCAAUUCGACCUAAGUUGAUUGAGCUCAUUGGCAAAUAUUCUCAGAAAAAAGGUAUAGUUGCUUGAGGCCGUUUCAGUUCGUUUAGCUGAUGCGUAUCUAGACGAGUUCACCCAACUCAAUGAGAAGUUCAUAAAAGCGAGACGGGACUAUGAAUCUCUUCUGGAGGCAUCCAUGUCGCACCCCGCCCAGCCCCCGUAUGGCAGGCCUGGUCCAUCUCAGUAUGGAUAUCCCGGACCUGCGGCAUCCAUGGGCUAUCCUCAGGGCCCUCCGCAAUCUGAUCCCCAAAGAUAUUUUAGCCCUCGGCCUCAAGGUUCGUGAUCGCCAGGGGAUAUUACUAGCAAACAUAGCUCUAAUGUCAUGAGAAGAAACCCAAUCACACCAGCCCAAUACAUCCCCUUACUACGGGGCAGAUCAAGCGCCUAUGUACCCUCCGACAUCUCAGUCUCCCGAUCCACGUACCCGCACACCUCCAGCUGGUGCAUCCUAUCAGCCCGUGCAUCACCGACCAGAAUCAACAUAUGAGCACCCACAAGAGCUAGGAACAUCUGUUUAUGACUCUCCUGUUGAGCAUCCUUCCGCAAACCAACGAAUUCCAUAUCCUGCUAGCGGACAAGCCCCGCCGGCUGUCCAGCCACCGUUCCAGCAGCAGCAGCAGCAGCAGCAG